GGAUACUGGUGACCGAAAGGAGGAAGAGCGUGUGUUAGGGACGUAGGAUGACGUAGGGUGUAUUGACUGCAGGCUAGUUACAUAUUUGGGCUCCCUGUGUAAGAAAGAUGGCGGACGAAGUUGUGCAAAGAGGGUGUAAUCCUGUAUUUAUCAAUGCACUUACAUAUAUAGUCACAAUGGCAGUAUUCCUUGUUGCCUUUACGGUUCCAGGGAUAACGAUUCUCCCUUUCCCUGCUAGUGGUUGCCUUAUACCAGGUCCCGAUGGCACUAAAUUCGCUGAAGCAAAUAACAUCGGAUAUCUUUUCGUUGCUUUAUGGGCAGCUCACUUCCUUCGCCGUACUAUGGAAGUCCUCUUUGUCCAUGACUAUAGAAGAAACAUGACUUACAUAGAGAGUAUAGGUGCUCCAGUGUACUACUGGUUCUUUGCUUUUUGGAAUGGACUGGCAAUACGCCAUGCUGAUAACAAUUACAAACCGACUUUCAUGGCAAUGGCUAUCAUUGGUUGCGUCGUCUUUUUGAUUGGGGAAAUUGGCAACUGUCAUUGUCACUUGCUGCUUCGAUCGUUUCGUAAGAUGAAACGUAAAUCAUACUUGUCAAUGAAGACUAAGCAUGUCAUUCCAUCAGGUUACAUGUUCGAGUUUGUCUCUUGUCCCCAUUAUUUCUUCGAAAUUCUAUCCUGGUUUGGAUUCAUGCUUGCUACAUGGACUCUAGCUGCUGUGGUAUUUCUUGUCGCAAGUGCUGCAACCCUCGUCACAUACGCAUAUAAAAAGCACAACGCGUACUUGAAAGAGUUUGAUGGACUAGCUGAAAGAGAAUUGUACCCAAGAAACCGAAAAGCACUUAUCCCUUUUAUUUUUUGAUUUUUUCACCAUAUUUUUUUCAAAUCAGUAGAGUUUCUAUAGGAGAAGUCUUGCUGGGUUUGAGCUCUUGACAAUCCGUACCAUUAUAAGGAUGAGGAGGUCAUUUUUUAUCCUUUUCAGGAAUAGGUGAAUAUGAUAUAAACAACUAUAUUUCAGCUAAAAAAAGAAAAAAAAAUUGUUUUUGGCAUGCUCCAGAUGAGGAUCAAACUUCAACACCGCAAGUUCAUAAGAUGGUCUGUGGUACUAUCUAGCCACUUUCACCACUUGGCUAUCAUGACUUACUUACUUUUAUUGUAUUAUGUUAGUAUUGGCCCAAUCUUGUAUAGUGUUCUGCAAGAUUUAGACUAUUAUGGAUGAACCUGGUUGCCCAAAAUCAAUCUUGGAAUCUUUUAAGGAAAGUAAUAAAUGCUGCAAUUUUGAAGAGGAUUAGAAUAAAUAAAAGAAAAAAACACUGUAAAUCAUUUCAACUGU
Exaiptasia diaphana is the source of this 1331-nucleotide messenger RNA. RefSeq names its product very-long-chain enoyl-CoA reductase. Gene Ontology annotation, molecular function: oxidoreductase activity, acting on the CH-CH group of donors. The coding region runs from base 108 to 860 and encodes 250 amino acids. Gene Ontology annotation, biological process: very long-chain fatty acid biosynthetic process. The transcript has a single exon. NCBI's taxonomy places the organism in Eukaryota, Metazoa, Cnidaria, Anthozoa, Actiniaria, Aiptasiidae. The record is from RefSeq and is a predicted model, not a curated record.